Messenger RNA from Hansenula anomala, 2048 nucleotides. RefSeq lists its product as uncharacterized. The record is from RefSeq and is a predicted model, not a curated record. Bases 1 to 1971 code for a protein of 656 amino acids. The transcript is spliced from 3 exons. Gene Ontology annotation, molecular function: protein binding. Lineage: Eukaryota; Fungi; Ascomycota; Saccharomycetes; Phaffomycetales; Wickerhamomycetaceae.
AUGGCUGCUUAUAAAGAAGAGAACGAUAUAAAACUUCAUGAUUUGGAGAAAGGUUCUUCAAGUCCAGAAGAUGAAGAAUUAUAUCUUGGUGAAUCAAGUCAAGGUCAUGAUCCAACGCGUAUCUACAAAAAUCCAAUCUCUCCUAAAUCUGCUCAUAAAUUAGGUGCUUCGGCUACUUGGUCGAAAGUUAAAUAUCAAUCCCAUCAAUACACUUCAAAGUUAUCUUCAAAUAAACAAUCUUCAAUCCAAUCAAAUAACAAAUCAAAUGAAUCAAGAAUAGUGGAAUUUGGUGUUAAUGGUGAAAUCUUUAUUGCUUAUAACAAUACAAUUGAAGUUUGGGAUUGGAUCCCAUCUGCUUUAGAAUUACAUGGAUUGGAGAAUUCAAACCCUAAUUAUCUUUAUGACGAUGAUUCAAAUGAUACACUUUUCCUUGUUGCUUCAUUAUUUGAUAUAAAAGGUUCAAUCUUAAAUAUAACACCUAUAAAUUGUGAUCAAUUAACAAACACUUAUACGAUUUUAAUCACUUCAUUAUUACAAUCUGAAACCAUAUUCACAUUGAAAACUUUUGGUCAAUUAUUUGAAGAACAAGAAUCAAUUUCAAAUAUUUCACUGAUUUUACCACCUUGUGUUCAUGGAUUAUAUCCAUUCACUAUUAAAAAUUCUUCAAGAUUUAUUGGAAUUGCCACUAAUGAAGGUUCGCUAACUAUAUUUGAUACUGUUAAAAAUCAUCCUUUAUCUUUAUCUUUAGAUGCUGCAAUUAUUGAAGAUCAAGUUAUAUUUGAUAUUUCUGGUCGUUAUUUAGCAUAUGUACCAAAUCAAUCACCAAUUGAUAUUGAAGAUCAAACUUUAUUGAUUGUUCCAAAUUCUCCUAAAAAUGCUGAUUCAAUUUAUUCAAAAUUUUUAAAUAAUUUAUCAAUAACUGCAAUCGAUGGUGUAACAAAGUUAUCUGAUUUAAAUUAUUCAAUGAUUUCUAAAAAUUUACACGAUAUUUCAUCAAAUGAUCUCAAAACAAAUUUAAAAAAUUAUUUAUCAUGUUUAAUUAAUGGAUUUAAACAAUUGAAUCAAUUUGUUAUCAUAUAUGAUUUAGUUGAGGAAACUAAAAUUGGUUGUUUCCAACCACCAAAUGGUUGUUCAAAUUUAUCAUUAUCUUUAUUCAAUUCACAAUUAAUUACAAUAAAUCAAAGAGGUGAUCAAUUGUAUAAUUGGGAUAUAUCAAGAUUACCUAUUGAAAUUUCAUUAAUUGAUAUUCAAACAAGAGGUAAAACAAGUUCAAUAGUUGAUGAAAUUCAUUGGUCUUCACAAAAUUCAAUUGAAAUUAUAACAAGAUCAUCAGGUUCCAUUCAUUGUUUCCAAAACGAAACAAAUAAUUGGGUUUUAUCAAAUAUGAAAUGUUUAAAAUUAAGUAAUCUUCAAAAUGGCCGUGGAUUAAUCGGUUAUUGUCAAGAUGAUGCCAUAUAUUUAAUCAACCCACAAAAUGGGUCAUGUUCAAUUAAUUUCCAAUUACCUAAACAACCAAUCCCAAAAUCAUUAUUACCAAAUCAUAUCAAAUUAUCAUCAGUUGAUGAAUUAAUCAUAAGAGAUGAUGAUCAAGAUCAAUUAGCUGUGGAUGAUACUCCAUUAUCACAAAUUGAAAUUGAAACUUGUUUAAUGACAUCACCAUUAUAUACAAAUAAUAAAAUUCAAUUUGGGUUUUAUGAUUUUCCAAAAAAAUUUAAAGAUUCAAAUCCAUUUGAUGAUUGUUUUGAUGGGGUUGAGAAGGGGUGUAAUAAAGAUGAUGAUGAUUGUACUUUAUUUAAACAAGUUUAUUCAAGUCCUGGGAAUUAUUUAAAUUUUAAAAGCAUUAAUUUUGGUAAAGGUUCUGGAUUCCCCGUGUUUAUGAAUACAAAUACUAUGAAUGAAGGUGAAUCACAUAAUGGUGGGAAUGAUUUGAUUGAGGCUAUUAAUGAUGUAUUGAUUGUUGAUGAGAAGUAGGGUUUUUGGGCUAGAGUUUUUUAUUUCUUCUAUUUAUUUGGAUGUUGCGGGUUUUGAUUUUAUGGGUUACAAGGGAU